Molecule: messenger RNA, 2128 nt
Organism: Armigeres subalbatus
Lineage: Eukaryota; Metazoa; Arthropoda; Insecta; Diptera; Culicidae
Cellular component (GO): nucleus
Molecular function (GO): DNA binding
Source: RefSeq, a predicted model, not a curated record
AUGGGACGUAUCGUCAAGAUCCGGAUGCAAUACGACGCACAGACUCUUUCCGAUGCAAUUUGCGAAGCCAGGAGGACCAGCAACAUCAGAGCUACAUCGAAGAAAUACAACAUCCCCUUUACCACGCUUUUCCGACGAGUAAAAAACGAGAAAAGGAAGCUGCUACCUGGUCCCAAUCCCACCUUGCUGCCGGAGGAAGAAAACCGUAUUAAAAACUGGGUGAUUUACAUGGCGAAGGCUGGAUUUCCUGUUUGUGAAGUUGAUCUGAAGCAUACGGUUAAAGAUUACGCGGACAAAAUAAGGAAACACCGUUCCAUUCCAGAGACUUUCCCAAGCAAGAACUGGAGCAGCCGAUUUUUGGCACGAUAUCCGGAUAUUAAAAAAAAUCUGGUGAACAACUUGUCGAAAGCUACUGCAAAGGUUACUGAGCCUCAGUUGCGUAAUUGGUCCGCAGCGGUAGAUAAAUUACUGUGUGAGGACGGUAUCGUUAUGGCUAUUUUUGAUAAUUCAGAUCGUGUUUUGAAUUUCGAUGAAUCUGGAUUUUAACUUGUACCAAAGCGCUACAAGGCGUUGUGUUCGGAUGUAGAAAACCCUUAUCUUGUGACCGAUAAUUCGGAAAAAGAGAGUUAUACUGCUUUGUUUGGAAGUACUGCAGCUGGUGAUUUGUCACCUCAAGGAAAACGAAUAAGCAAGGAAAUGGUUGAGAAUAUAUCCAAAGGUUGGUCAGUUGGAGUCUCCGACGAGGGAUGGCAAACUUCGAAAACCUUUUACGAAUACAUUGUCAAUGACUUGUAUGCGUGGUUAAAGGAUAAAGGAACUGAAUUUCCGGUUCUGAUUUUCGUCGAUGGGCACAAGAGCCAUGUAAGCGUCGAGUUGGUUGAGUUCUGCGCACAACAAGGAUUGAUUUUGAUCUCUUUGUACCCGAACGCGACACGAAUUUUGCAGCCACUGGACAGAAACUUUUUCGGCCCGUUCAAGCAAAUUUGGAGCAAGGUGCUCCGACAACGUUUGUUGGGAAACAGCAGUGCACGUGUGAACAAGGCUAAUUUUGGUAGUCUACUGCAUACGGCACUACAAAAUUUUACAAAUUCUAAGGAGUGUCUCAAAAAAGCUUUCCAACUUUGUGGUCUCUUUCCGUGGAAUGUUGAUGCCAUCGACUUUAGUACCCUGCCAGCAAACGCCGAUGAUUCACAACGCAGCACUGAUACAUCUGUUACUGAGGAACCUGUAAUUGAUUAUGUACGACAACUUGAAUACGUUGAAAUGGGCCUAAAUCAAACUCAGCUCCAGGUAUUUGCUGAAAAUCGUGACAAGGAUUUCUGGUACGGUCCAUAUGAGGAACUGGCUUUAUUCAACUUCUGGAAAAGCAUUAAAGAUAAAUCCGAAGGACUUAUGUUCACAAGACGUUUGGAGCAAUACACUUUAAUUACCUGUAACUUCACUUCAGCUGAUCCGACAGAACCUGUACUGUCGUUUUCCGGUGAUGCAAUUGUAAUUAACGACGAAGUCAAUACAGAAAAUGUACCUCCUAACUGUGAUUCAGUGCAACUUCCUUUGAAUGGCCAUACUACAAAUACAGCAAACGAGGACGAUCCGUUUGUUGAUGUGCUAAUUUGGCCAAAAGUCAACGAUGCUGCAGGAAAAGGCCCGAGGAAGAAGGUGGAGCACAUCCCCUCUGUGGCUACAAGUAGCAAAUGGCUAGAGUGGCACAACAAAAAGGAAAAUGAUAAGAAAGAGAAAGAAAAUGCGAAACUUGCCCGAAUGGAAAAACGUCGUCUACUAAAGGAGCAAAAACUACUCAUGCAAAAGGAAAAGAAUAAGAAAAAGAGCAAUCGCAAAACUGAUUCUCAAGUUACGCUUCGGAAUUGAUUGUUUGUUAAUAACUUCUUUUUUUCAUUUCAAGCAAUUUUAUUUGAUAAUUUCAAAGAUCAUUUAGGUUGAUUCAUAAUAUGUGCCUACUUGAUUCAUAACUGUGACGAUAUAUCGAGCUGAUCCAUAAUUGUGGGUUGGUCAAAGAGAGAAUACUUGAAUAAAAAUGAGAUUCACCUUCAUUAUUUGGUGAAAACAAUACAUUUUCUUGAAAAUCAAUAUUGUUUUAUUAUUGUUUCGCCCACAAAACCUGUGAUGA